AUGCCUUCGGCAACGGGUGCCAACUGGGAAAAGUACAAGAAGAACUUCGAUGAUGAAGAGAUAGAAGAGAAGAAGAUCACGCCUCUCACCGAUGAGGACAUCCAAAAGCUCGAGCAACAAAUAAAGGAGAAGCAGGCCAGCGUGGACGAGAAGAUUGGAGUCAAGGAAUCAGAUACCGGGCUUGCGCCGCCCCAUCUUUGGGAUGUGGCCGCCGAUCGCCAGCGAAUGUCAGAAGAACAGCCACUCCAAGUGGCGCGGUGUACCAAAAUCAUUGCCGACGAUAAGGGCGACGAGUCGAAGAGCAAGUACGUUAUCAACGUGAAACAAAUUGCCAAGUUUGUCGUGCAGCUCGGAGAGAGGGUGUCCCCUACCGACAUCGAAGAGGGCAUGCGUGUCGGCGUUGAUCGCAACAAGUAUCAAAUCAUGCUACCUCUGCCGCCCAAGAUCGACUCGAGCGUGACGAUGAUGACGGUUGAAGAGAAGCCCGAUGUCACAUAUGGCGAUGUCGGAGGAUGCAAGGAGCAAGUUGAGAAACUUCGCGAGGUUGUCGAAAUGCCUCUGCUGUCCCCCGAGCGCUUCGUCAGCCUUGGUAUCGACCCUCCCAAGGGUGCCCUACUGUACGGCCCUCCUGGUACCGGCAAGACCCUCUGCGCCCGAGCCGUUGCCAACAGAACAGAUGCCACAUUCAUUCGAGUCAUCGGCAGUGAGCUUGUCCAAAAAUACGUUGGUGAGGGUGCACGCAUGGUUCGCGAGCUCUUCGAGAUGGCCAGGACCAAGAAAGCGUGCAUCAUCUUCUUUGACGAGAUUGAUGCCAUCGGCGGAGCCCGAUUUGACGAUGGCGCCGGUGGUGACAAUGAAGUGCAGAGGACCAUGUUGGAGCUCAUCACGCAACUGGACGGUUUCGACGCUCGAGGAAACAUCAAGGUCAUGUUCGCCACCAACCGACCCUCCACCCUCGAUCCCGCCCUCAUGCGACCGGGACGUAUCGACCGAAAGAUUGAGUUCUCCCUCCCCGACCUCGAGGGCCGCGCCAAUAUUCUCCGCAUUCACGCCAAGAGUAUGUCGGUGGAGCGUGACAUUCGUUGGGAGCUCAUCUCGCGCCUCUGUCCCAACGCUACGGGUGCCGAAUUGAGGAGCGUAUGCACCGAAGCGGGCAUGUUCGCGAUCCGAGCUAGGCGGAAGGUUGCCACGGAGAAGGACUUCCUCAGCGCCGUAGAGAAGGUGAUCAAGGGAACCUGA
Molecule: messenger RNA, 1239 nt
Organism: Parascedosporium putredinis
Lineage: Eukaryota; Fungi; Ascomycota; Sordariomycetes; Microascales; Microascaceae
Source: the annotation of a GenBank genome assembly